AUGAAGAUACCCUUCCCGUUAGCUAGACUGAGGAACAUAGGGAUCAUUGCUCAUAUCGAUGCUGGGAAAACGACCACUACCGAGAGAUUGCUGUAUUAUGCAGGGAAGAUCUCAAGAUUCGGAGAUGUUCAUACAGGUGAUACGAUAACUGAUUUCUUGCCCCAGGAACGUGCUAGAGGGAUCACUAUUCAAAAUGCCACCGUAUCUUUGCCCUGGAAUAAACAUGUCAUCAACCUGAUUGAUACGCCAGGUCAUAUGGAUUUCUUUUACGAAGUUAUGAGAGCUCUAAAGGUCUUGGAUGGAUGUGUCGUAGUUAUGGAUGCUGUGGCAGGUGUGCAAUCUCAGACAGAAACCUGUUGGAAGUUUGCAAGGAAAGUCCCUAAGAUUUGUUUCAUUAAUAAGAUGGAUAGGGUCGGAGCUGGCUAUAGUAGGACUUUAAUGGAAUUGAUUUGGAAAUUGAACUCAAGGGUUGUAUUAGUUAAUAUUCCUAUCUUCAAAAAAACUCAAGAUGGAGAUUCCUUCUGUGGUGUAUUAGAUAUCGUAAACCAGAAAGUCAUGAAAUGGGAUUUGAAUGAUCCUGAAAAGAUUGAUAUUUCAGAUGUCCUUGACUCCGAAAAUGAUUCUCUAAUUGAACAAUAUACCAAAUGUAGACAAUCAAUGGUGGAUACUUUGAGUUUGUUUGAUGACGUGUUGGUAAAAUCAUUUCUUGAACAUGCUGAUGGUGAUUAUCUGAAACUAGAUUCGAAAACUUUAAAUGAAUCGAUAAGGAAAGCUACUAUACAAAAUCAAGUGACACCAAUAGUUUGUGGAUCCUCCUUUAAGAAUAUUGGUGUUCAGCCACUAUUAGAUUCGAUUAUAAAUUAUUUACCAUCGCCGUUGGAGGCUGUAUUUCCGGAUGUUAAUAAGGAUGUGAUCAAAGGCCCAAUGAAGAGAGACGAUAAAUUGGGAAUAUUAUUUAAUGAAAACAAGGAUUUGUGUGCUGCAUUGGCAUUUAAGAUUAUUCAUGACCCUAUUCGUGGUACCAUGGUAUUUGUCAGAAUCUAUUCAGGUAUAUUGAAAAAUGGUCACACAGUUCAUAACACUACCACUGGGAAAAGUUUUAAAAUCGGAAAAUUAGUUAGAAUGAACGCUAAUAUCCCUGAGGAAAUCACACACCUAAAUGCCGGCGAAAUUGGUGUUAUUACAGGAUCAACGAUAUCUGAAAAUAUUAGUACUGGAGAUACAUUAAUAUCACACUCAAUAAAAAAAGAUGGUUUGAAAACACUGUCUAGAAAACCCGAAUUUAAUCUCAAGAUAAACCCCAUGAUAACACCACCCCCCGUUUUCACGGUGUCGAUCGAACCCAGAACUUUGGGGAAUAAAAAAUCAAUGGAAGAUGCAUUGCAUAUCUUAACCGUAGAAGACCCAAGCUUACAUGUAUCCCAUGAUGCUGAGUCAGGUCAGAUAUUGUUAAGUGGGAUGGGUGAAUUACAUUUACAGAUAGCAAAGAAUAGAUUGCUAAACGAAUUGAAUGCUGAAGUAGAAGUUGGGAAAGUGAUGGUAUCCUACAAGGAGAUAAUAAAUAAGGGUUCUAACGAGAUCACAAUCCAAAAUGAGAAUGGAUAUAAAUUUACAAUCAAUGUCUCACCUAUUGAAGAGGAAAAAUUGGCAAGUCUUCUCUCAGAAGAUGGAAGUAACCUAGUGACGGAAAAUGAAACAUGGUAUCCAUUAGGAUCUGAUAACAAUUACCUUGUAAUGGAGAAAAAUAUAAAAUACGCAUUGGAGAAGGAAUGGCCCUUACAGUUGUCAUAUGAAUCAAUUGUCAAUUCGUUAAUUUCCAGUUCUGUUGUGGUCUUACAGCAUGGGGGAAAAAGAAGAAAUUUUCCAUUGUACAGCUGUGCUGUAAAAGUAAAAGGUGAUUGGGAAAUUCCAAUUGACACUACCUCCCCUAUGGAAAUAUUAUCCAUUUCACGUAGUAUUUUGUCCAAGACAUUAACUGAUCUUCCUGAAGAAGAAUAUUCCGUACUUGAGCCCUCAAUGAACUUGAAAGUUUUAGUGAACCAAAAGGAUAUGGGUCCAGUAAUUCAAGACUUGACAGGAGCAAGAAGCUGCACGAUCUUAUCAAUUGAAGAAGAUUCUCUUACCAAAGAUGAAAAUGCUGUAGAGUUUCAAAAAAUUGCACACGAUCAGUAUCUACCGCCAGAUUCCACUUUAAAUAUGGCUCGCUUGGAAAAUGACGAUAUAAGUAAAAAAGUCAUCAAUGCUACUGCUCCAUUGAAGGCGAUGAUGGCAUAUUCAAAUAAACUAAGAAGUUUGACUCAAGGAAGAGGCGAAUUUUACAUGACUUACAGAGGUAUGGAAAAACUUACUCAGGAUAGAAUGAAUUCAUUAGAUGACGCAUAA
Naumovozyma castellii is the source of this 2382-nucleotide messenger RNA. RefSeq names its product mitochondrial elongation factor MEF2 (gene MEF2). Lineage: Eukaryota; Fungi; Ascomycota; Saccharomycetes; Saccharomycetales; Saccharomycetaceae. Bases 1 to 2382 code for a protein of 793 amino acids. The transcript has a single exon. The record is from RefSeq and is a predicted model, not a curated record.